CGGGGCGGCCCCCCGGCGGCCAUGGCCCUUCCCGGCAUUCCCUAUGAGCGGCGGCUGCUCAUCAUGGCGGACCCGAGAGACAAGGCGCUGCAGGACUAUCGCAAGAAGCUGCUGGAGCACAAGGAGAUCGACGGGCGCCUCAAAGAGCUAAGGGAGCAGCUGAAGGAGCUCACCAAGCAGUAUGAGAAGUCAGAAAAUGAUCUCAAGGCUUUGCAGAGUGUUGGGCAGAUCGUUGGCGAGGUGCUCAAACAGCUAACAGAAGAGAAAUUCAUCGUGAAGGCUACAAAUGGACCAAGAUACGUGGUUGGCUGUCGCCGUCAGCUGGACAAAAGUAAGCUGAAACCAGGCACGAGAGUUGCUCUGGAUAUGACCACUCUGACUAUUAUGAGAUAUUUGCCGAGAGAAGUGGAUCCCCUGGUUUAUAAUAUGUCUCAUGAGGAUCCAGGGGACGUUUCAUAUUCUGAGAUUGGAGGGUUGUCAGAGCAAAUCAGAGAGCUGAGAGAGGUAAUAGAAUUGCCACUUACAAACCCAGAACUUUUUCAGCGUGUGGGAAUUAUACCUCCAAAAGGCUGCCUGCUCUAUGGCCCCCCUGGUACAGGGAAAACACUUUUGGCCAGAGCUGUUGCUAGCCAGCUUGACUGCAACUUCCUAAAGGUGGUGUCAAGUUCCAUAGUGGACAAGUACAUUGGUGAAAGUGCUCGACUGAUCAGAGAGAUGUUUAAUUAUGCCAGAGAUCAUCAGCCAUGUAUCAUUUUCAUGGAUGAGAUCGAUGCUAUUGGUGGCCGCCGUUUCUCUGAAGGCACCUCAGCUGACAGAGAAAUUCAGAGGACUCUGAUGGAGCUGUUGAAUCAGAUGGACGGAUUUGAUACUCUGCACAGAGUUAAAAUGAUCAUGGCUACUAACAGACCAGACACUCUGGAUCCUGCCCUUCUGCGGCCUGGAAGGCUGGAUAGGAAGAUCCAUAUCGAUCUGCCAAAUGAACAAGCCAGAUUAGAUAUUUUGAAGAUUCAUGCAGGUCCCAUCACUAAACAUGGGGAAAUAGAUUAUGAAGCAAUUGUGAAGCUUUCUGAUGGCUUUAAUGGAGCGGACUUAAGAAACGUCUGUACUGAAGCAGGUAUGUUUGCCAUCCGUGCUGACCAUGACUUUGUAGUUCAGGAAGACUUCAUGAAGGCUGUUAGAAAAGUGGCCGAUUCCAAGAAGCUGGAGUCCAAGCUUGACUACAAACCUGUUUAAAUGAACCGUGCCAAUUGUGAUUGAUGUGCAGGGAGCUGGGAUAAUGUAUAAAAAGAGAAAUAAUGCAUAAUACAAACAUAAGGUGUUUGUAUAACAUGUAGCUAGUAAUUUGGUAACACUGCUUGCGAGUGUGGGGCUACAGAAGUGUUUUCUGUGCAAUUCUGAAAUACAAAAUUCAUUACAGCCCAGGUUAAGUAAAGGUGUGGAGGUGUGUUCUCAUAGCAUCUGCCGUGUGAGUGUAUAAACCUGCCUCAAUGGUUUAGCAGACUUAAAGUUCAUUUCUUGACUUUUUUUUUUUAUAUCAGUAAAUUUCAUUCCAUCAAACAAUGGAAUAAAACUUGUUUAAAUCA
This is a messenger RNA of Lagopus muta (rock ptarmigan), 1583 nucleotides long. RefSeq names its product proteasome 26S subunit, ATPase 6 (gene PSMC6). The coding region runs from base 22 to 1233 and encodes 403 amino acids. Gene Ontology annotation, molecular function: ATP binding; ATP hydrolysis activity; proteasome-activating activity. The transcript is spliced from 14 exons. The record is from RefSeq and is a predicted model, not a curated record. Gene Ontology annotation, cellular component: proteasome regulatory particle, base subcomplex; cytosolic proteasome complex. Gene Ontology annotation, biological process: positive regulation of RNA polymerase II transcription preinitiation complex assembly. NCBI's taxonomy places the organism in Eukaryota, Metazoa, Chordata, Aves, Galliformes, Phasianidae.